Nymphalis io (European peacock) is the source of this 5786-nucleotide messenger RNA. RefSeq names its product cullin-2 (gene Cul2). The transcript is spliced from 15 exons. Lineage: Eukaryota; Metazoa; Arthropoda; Insecta; Lepidoptera; Nymphalidae. The record is from RefSeq and is a predicted model, not a curated record. Bases 144 to 2477 code for a protein of 777 amino acids. Gene Ontology annotation, cellular component: Cul2-RING ubiquitin ligase complex; SCF ubiquitin ligase complex. Gene Ontology annotation, molecular function: ubiquitin protein ligase binding. Gene Ontology annotation, biological process: protein ubiquitination; SCF-dependent proteasomal ubiquitin-dependent protein catabolic process.
UAAAUUAUCUCGAACUCACAAACUUCACUAAUUAUUUUCAUUUGAUUAUGUUUUACAUAUUACGAGAAUAAGAUAUAUUUGAGAUCAUAAUAAAGGUGCUGAAUUUAAGAAAACAGCAAUAGAGUACAUGAAGUGUUCUCCAAAUGAUGUCUCUAAAGCCUAGGAAUGUGGACUUUCAGGAGACUUGGGCUAACCUUAAGGAAACUGUGGCGGGAGUUGUAGCUCUCCGUGCAGUAGAACGGGCUGUGUGGAACACUCGUUUUUCUGACGUUUAUGCACUCUGUGUUGCUCACCCAGAACCACUUGCAGACCGACUUUAUGAUGAGACAAAAAACUUCUUGGAGGAACAUGUUGGUGGCCUUCUCCAAAGGGUCAAAGGAUCAUCAGAGCUUGAAAGCAGUGAUUAUAACGAUGGACUUCUCACAAGAUACGUGACAGCAUGGCACGAAUUCAGUCAGGGCGUGGCGUACCUCAACUCACUCUACUCUUAUCUCAACCUGCAGCAUGUCAAGAGACAAAAGGUGUCAGACGCAGAGAUAAUAUAUGGCUCGGCUGCCACCGUCAGCUGUCCUGAACAUGAUACGAGACAGCUGGAGGUCGGCGAGCUGGGUCUGCUGACGUGGGAGCGCGUGCUGGUCCGGCCGCUGUCGGGGGCGCUCAGCUCCAGGCUGGUGGCGGCGCUCAGCGCGGCGCGGGACUCCGCCCCGGACCCCGCCGCCGCCGACGCGCUGCGCAGCGCCAUACACAGCGCCGUGCACGUGCAGGCGUUUCGCGUGCGAGCUCCGCUUUCGCUAUAUCAGCAACUGGUGCUGGAGCCGUUUCUGGCGGCGGCGACCACCUACCACUCGCGUCGCGCCGCGAGACUCCUGGCCGAGGGGGACGUGUCGCACUUCAUGAAACACGUUCUCGAUGGUCUCGAGCGCGAGGUGUCGCUGGCGCAGCGCUUCCUGCACGCGUCGUCGCUGGAGAGCGUGCGCGCGUGCUACGAGCGCGCGUGCGUGGCGGCGCACCUGCCCGCGCUGCACGCCGACGUGGAGCGCCUGCUGCGCGAGGCCAGCGCGGGGGGCGCGGGCGGCGCGGGGGGCGCGGGCGGCGCGGGCGGCGCGGCGGCGCGGCGCGACGACGUGCGGCGCAUGUACGCGCUGCUGCGGCCGCUCGGGCCCGCCGCGCUGCGCCCGCUCGUGGACGCCGCGCACCAGCAGGCCGUGCGCGACGGGCUGGCGCUGCUGGACGCCGACCACCCGCGCGACGAGGCGCACGCACACUUCGUACAGGCGAUGCUGUCUCUGCACAGCAAGUAUAGCGCGCUGUAUGCCGACGUGUUCGGUGGAGCGCAGCCGUUCGUCGGCGCUCUCGACAAGGCGUGCAGCGCGGUGGUGAACCGGCGGCGAGCGGGGGAGACCUGCGCGCGCGCGCCCGAGCUGGUGGCGCGGUACUGCGACGCGCUGCUGCGCCGGCGGGGGGCGGAGGCCGACGCGGACGAAAAGCUGUCCGCCGCCAUCGUCGUCUUCAAGUACGUCGACGACAAGGACGUCUUCCAGAAGCACUACGCGCGCGCACUCGCCAGAAGGCUCAUCCACCAGCUCUCCGCCUCCAUGGAACAGGAGGAGGCGAUGAUAAACCGUCUGAAAGCGGCCUGCGGGUACGAGUUCACGAACAAACUACACCGGAUGUUCACCGACGUUGCCGUCUCAGCCGAUCUGAAUGCAAAGUUCCAGCAAUACUUAAGAGAUAAUAAUUUGAGUACAAACACAGGAUUCUUCAUACAGGUGCUGCAGGCCGGCGCGUGGCCGCUGGGCGGCGCCAUGGCCCCGCUCGCCCCGCCCGCGCAGCUGGAGCGGCCGGCGCGCCUGUUCGAGGCGUUCUACCGCGCGUCGUUCAGCGGGCGGCGGCUGGCGUGGCUGCACCACCUGUGCACGGGCGAGCUGCGCACGCGCUACACGGCGCGCGUGUACCACGUGAGCGCCAGCACGCCGCAGUGCGCGCUGCUGCUGCUGUUCGAGGAGGCGGACGAGCUGAGCGCGCGGGAGGCGCGCGACGCGCUGCAGCUGGCGGGCGACGCGUGGGCGCGCCACGUGCGGCCGCUGCUGGACGCCGGCCUGCUGGCGGGCGACGCCGACGGCACGCUGCGCCUCAACCUGGCCUUCGCCUGCAAGCGCACGCGCCUGCGCCUCACGUGCGCCGCCGCGCCGCCCGGACAGGGGGGCGGCAACGGAUCGGGAUCGGGAUCAGGGGGUUCGGAGUCGACGCACUGUGACGACGACCGCAAGAUGUACCUCCAGGCUGCCCUGGUGCGCAUCAUGAAGCAGAGAAAGGUUCUCCGUCACACGGAACUAAUACAGGAGGUAGUAUCUCAAGCGAGGGGCUCAUUCGCGCCGUCUGUAGCAAUGAUAAAGAAGUGUAUCGAAGCAUUAAUAGACAAGCAAUACCUGGAGCGGGCGCCGGGCACCCUCGACACGUACUCGUACCUCGCGUAGGACACACGGCGACACGUCCCCGAACAUCUCGACACGUUUCGACACGUCCCGACACGUCUCGAUAUCGCGUCACGCAACUGAAAAUAUUUUUUUAAAAACAUAUUGUAAAUAAAUAUUAAAAAUGAAUAAUAUAAAAAAAAAACAAUGUGCUUUAUUAUGAUUUCGCUUCCAUUUUAAUGUUUUCGUCAAAUGUCACGGUGUCGAAAAUCGUUAUACGAUGUUAAGGUUGAAUAUAGAAAUAAAAAAAAAGCGGGAAAUUAAAUAAACGGUGUCGGUUUUCAUGCUGUUUUAAGUAAAUAAGGCUAUUCUAUAAGAACUAACUCGCAACUCAAAUAAAACGAUCGUGAAAUGUCAGAAACAGUGUUCACCCAAAACAGUGCCCGUAAAAUUAUCGUACGUGGAGCAAAGUUAUCGUACAUCAGGAUAAUGAUUAUAAAAUACAAUAAUAUUAUACAAAAUCACAACAAUAUAUUUCAAAUAACUUGUAAAUCAGCAGUAAACUAAAAAAAAAAGAACAUCGUACGUAGUUAUGAAAUUAUCGUACGGUUGUGAACCCUGGUCAGAAAGUGGUAUGCGACAUUGACCAUUAUAAUCAAACAUUUCUAUAAUACACGCGUCAAAAUAGUAUAUCAUCACGUCCUCAUAAUAUUACAAUAAAUAUAAGUUGAAGGGAAGAAAAAUUUCGAAUAUGUUUAAAUACUACAACCAAGGAUAUGUGAAUGACUAAUUUUAUUUUUUGUUACAUGCGUUUGUUUAUGAGUCGUUUACUCACCUUAGCGCUCGGCACACGGUACUAACUAAUUGAGACUUCGAGCGUCAGUAACAAGUAAGCGUAAUAUUUCGAGCGUCAGAUGACGUUAGCGUAAGAUUUCGCACGUCAGAUUCAAUCGUCAGAGUCUCGUGAACCUUAGCACUCACACCAUUAUAUUUACUUUGCAAAAUUAACAAUGUAAAUAACAAAUCAUAUGAUUAUCUUUCGAAUAUAAUGGGAUUUACGUGAAAAGGUUUCUAAAUCUUUUACUUGUAAUCUGUGACGUCUCAGUAUUUAUUUCAUAAUAAUAAUUUAUAAGGGUUUUGCCUAUCAUAUACAGAUUGUCACGCCAUUCAAAAUUAAUAAAACUGUUUUACAUUUAAUGUCCGCUCUACAUUCUGGCGUUCCCCGUUAAGGUAGGGACGACGGGAGGUGUUUAGAGGAACGAUUCGCAUCUAAAUUUCGACCGCGAUUCAUGGGCGAGUGUAAGUCCAGCUUAAUACAUAAUUGGCAAAAUUACUAUAAUAUAUUCUAGUUAAUUGACUAUGAUAUAUAUGUUGGAAUAUGAAUUUAAAAAAUAAUUGCAAAAAGUAUUUACGUUUAAACCUUGUAGCUUUGACGUCUCGGUUGGAGAAAAAUUUGCAAACAUACUUACAGCUUAUUGAAAAAAAAAUUUGACAAGAUAAAAAUAGUAUGAACAUCGAUGUCUUCUUUUGUAUAAAUAGAUCGGAUUCUAUUAAAAAUAUAUAUAACCAAUCUACAUCCUAAUGCGAACAAAGAUAGAAAAUAGAGGGUAGAAAAUCCAGAGGAAUUUCCAACGAAGGACAUGUAACGUGUUAUGAAAUUACCAAUAUUUUCGAUCAACGUUUCGCAAUAAAAUAACGACUGGAACCAAUUUUGAUAUUAUAAUUCCCAUUAAUGAAAUAACAACUAAUAUCUUGCUAAACGUACUUCUCAAUUAUUAUUUAACAGCCCCGAACAAAGCCAGGACUAGACUAAAUAAAAUAGCUAAUGCUUAUAUAAAUGGAAGGUUUUGGGUGUAUAAUUAAUUAAGGAUUCGUAAAAAUUUGCUGAAAUAUAACGAUAAAAUUUAAAGAUGUCUGACGAAAUCAUGCAGACUGGGAGCUUUACAGACGUGUUCCAAUUACACCAUUAGAGUUGAUAUGUAAAUGUUAUAUGUUGACCAUUAUUCUACCGCUACGAAACUAGGUAGCUUCAAUUUAAUUUAUUAUUAUUAAUUUUAAUUCAUAUAUACAAGUUCCAGUCUUAUUCGUUUACAUGAGGUAGGUUUCGAAGUAACCCAAAGAAAAAAAAAAAACAAAAAAAAAAAACUUCUAUCAUGGCGUCAAUGCGUUAUUACAAGGUCAUAAUAAUAAAUAAGCAACCAACACCGAGCGUCCAAGCGAAGUUUUAAAUCGCGUACGAGUCCGUUAAAAUAGAUACAUUUUGUAACAUAUAUAUUUAUCGUUUUAUUAUUUUUGUUUUAUUUUUAUACUGUCUACUUUAGAAAUGAAAUAGAAUUUAUCUCCUAUGAUGCAAUCAGUUCGCUUGGUCGCAUCACCAUUUUUAUAAACUCGUAUAACGAUUGCGAUCGAUUAAAAUGUGAACUAAACAGAGCUUUGACUUAAAUAUAAAAACAUUGUUAGAAAAUAACACCAACUACAAGCAAUAAUUAUACAUGAUUGAUUUGUAUAUCAAUAUUAUGAGAAAUUACACAGCACGCAGAAUAUUUUUAUAUGUAUUAUAACGAUAUUGUCACGCACGAAAAUAGUUAUAUAUUGAUAGCCGUUUUGCUUAAAUUGUCAUUAAAAUAUGUAAUCAAUUAUAUUUUCUUUUAAUUUAUUGAUUUAUUUUCCAAAUUAUUUAAUGUAUGUAAUAGAAUAAUUAACUUGCAAAUAGUUCGGUGUUCGUCAAUUGUGCUAUUUAAUUAAUGAUUAAAACAAAUGGAUAUGAGUGAAGUGCAAGUGUUGCAUUAUCUGUUUUUUUUAAUUGAUAUGGUCAAAACUUCAUUUGAAUUUUGCGCAAACGCACAAAUCAUAAAAACAAAAAAAAAACUGAACGUGACAACAAUGUGACAUUUCAGUGGUGUGGCUUUAACUAUUAAAAUAUUAAUAUUAAUUUCGCGUGACUUCUUUUCGUUUCUUACACAAAAUAUUUUUUUUAAUAAAAAGAGAACGCAGUGUUCUCAAUAUAAGCUUUUCAAAGUUUGAUCGUAGCUGCAAUUAAAAAAAAAUGUAUAUUUUAGGUUAUAUGCAAAGUUAGUUGUAAUAUUAUUGUUACUCCAUUGUCGAAAUACAAUAUAUAUAUUUUUAAUAGUUAAAUCUUAAAUAAAAUUGUUUGUUUUUAAUAAUGUAUCAGUAAUUUUAUAUUGUGUUAUUAUAAAAAAAUAGUUUUAAUUAAUAAUUGAUUUGUACAUUUAUAAAACAUUUUGAUAAGGAUGAUUUUUUUUAUUAUCUAAAUUGUUUAAUCUGUGAAUGUUGUUGCUGAUCGUGGGUACGCGUGAACGCUGCGGUAACUUAAAUGAAUUAUUAACAAUAAACAUUGUACGGAUGCCGUUA